Corythoichthys intestinalis (scribbled pipefish) is the source of this 1010-nucleotide messenger RNA. RefSeq lists its product as uncharacterized. The transcript has 3 exons. Bases 141 to 956 code for a protein of 271 amino acids. The record is from RefSeq and is a predicted model, not a curated record. NCBI's taxonomy places the organism in Eukaryota, Metazoa, Chordata, Actinopteri, Syngnathiformes, Syngnathidae.
UGCCGCUUGUGAAACAGAUUUUCUGAUUAAAAAAAAAAAAAAAGGCAGCUGCGCGUCCGCCCGUAGGGAGGGACGGCAUGAUUUAUUUUUGGCUUUUGCAGGAAAUCACCACGUAAAACCAAAAGCUGAACUUCACAAAGAUGAUCACACAGCAAUUCAUUCUCCUUUUUCUGCUACUAUUUAAAGUCAUCCGCGGAGAGUUCACCGACGUCUAUGUCGCGGAGGGCGACGUGGCCACUCUUCCAUGCCAGAUGUCAUUCUGCUCCGAUUUGGAAUGGUCGUAUGCUUCGGGCUACGACCUGCCAAUAAAGGAAGUGAAAGACGGGCGAGUUGAGAUCCGCUCGUCCAGGGGCGGGCGCCUCAGCGUGAAAGAAGACUGCUCGCUUCUCAUCCAGGGGGUGAGAGCAGAUGACGCCGGUCUCUUCAAGUGUCAACUGGAUGAUCCAAACGAAAGAGUUUUCUUGACGGUGAUGACACUGACGUGGUCAUCAUGGGAUCCAACGAGAGAUGGUGAAGGGGAGCUGAAGUGUUCCGUGGCCUGCUGGCCCGUACGCGAGUGCCGUUGCGGGAAGUUCCUCUGGAGGGACGGGGAAGACCGGGAACUUCCAAAAGAACGUAUUAGGCAGGACACCUGCGAGUCCACUUUCAAAGUACUUUCUGUCGACCUAGACCAAAACUACACGUGCCAGUAUGUGAAAUAUCAAGAAGUGAGGGUCCAAGCCUGGCACGCGUUCAACUUCCCGAGGUUGAACGAAGGAGAAACGAGAGCGGUGCCGCUCGAACGGAACGUGCUCGCCGGGGCGGGCGUGGCCGCCUUGACCCUCGUUGUGGUCUUCAUCGUGGUCCUCACCAAGUUGAAAUGGAGCACGGGCCGGAGUACGAAUGUCAUUGGACAAGAUUCCGUCAUGUAUGAAAACGUCAGGUCAUCAACUGCAACUGACCUCCAAUCCAUUUGAAACGGCGAAUGAAUGAGCUGGAGGCCGAAAAGUGUCAUUGCAUGUAAUUCACUU